Danio aesculapii is the source of this 2389-nucleotide messenger RNA. RefSeq names its product HUWE1 associated protein modifying stress responses a (gene hapstr1a). Bases 253 to 1050 code for a protein of 265 amino acids. The record is from RefSeq and is a predicted model, not a curated record. Lineage: Eukaryota; Metazoa; Chordata; Actinopteri; Cypriniformes; Danionidae. The transcript has 4 exons.
AACUGCGCAGGGCAAAAGCGACCCUCUAACCGGGGUAGACGGAUACAACCCUGGGUAAUCAGAUUUCGGCGUCACAAAAGACAAAGCGUUUCAGUUCAUUUCGUUUUAAAUCAGACCUGUGAAUCCAGAUAUAAGUAUAUUAACCGACACCAGGCUGGCUGCGUGUGGUUUCAAGAACACUAACUAACCCAAAAGACCAACAAAUCACUCAGAAAGCGAGCAGAAGUUCACCGAAGUUUCUCGGUAUUCAUCAUGGAGGAGAAGAAGGAGGAGAGUGAAGCGGAGAUCCACGAACACGGACCCGAACACUGGUUCUCUAAAUGGGAGCGCCAGUGCCUCGCUGAGGCAGAGAGGGAAGAACCGAGCGAGGAGGAGGUGGACCAGGACCAGGAGAAAAUGUGGCACCUCUUUCAGAAUUCCGCUACGGCGGUGGCGCAACUUUAUAAAGAUCGAGUCUGUCAUCAGCAAGGACCGUCACUGUGGUCUCCGUUUCAAAAUGCUGCAACAGCAGUUACUAAUCUUUACAAAGAAAGUGUUGAUGCACACAAGAGGAGCUUUGAUUUAGGAAUUCAGAUUGGCCAUCAGCGUCGAAAUAAAGAUGUUUUGGCCUGGGUGAAAAAGCGAAGGAGAACUAUACGAAGAGAGGAUUUGAUAAGUUUCCUAUGUGGUAAAGCACCACCUCCAAGGACUUCUAGAGCAGCCCCUAAAAUGACUGUCAUGCCUCCUAACCGGGCACCUUCAUCAGACACAGUGUCAUCUGUAGAGACUGAUUUACAGCCCUUCUGUGAGGCCAUAGCGCUACAUGGUCUAAGUGGAGCAAUGGCCAGUAUCAGCGUCCGCUCAAGCACUCCCAGCUCCCCUACUCACGUAAGCGGCAGCUCGAACGCUGGGCGCAGACGCAACGGACUGCACGACGUGGACUUGAACACUUUCAUAUCCGAGGAAAUGGCCCUCCACCUUGGUAGCGCAGGCACCAGGAAGCGGAGCUCGGUCCAGUGCGCAGACGUCAUCACAGACUCGCCAACCCAUAAACGCAACAGAAUGCUCUGAAUUCAGCUGUUGUUCUGUAUGCUUUGUGCUGCUUCAAAUAAAAAGCCACUUAAUCCUCAACACUUGCGUUCCCUCAGAAGGAAACAAGGGUCCGGCAGUACACUUGUGUAUCGAGUACAGUAUGCCAUACGGUGGAAGCUAACACACACAAACACACCGCUCCAUGCAUGUCCACUUGUUUCUUUUUGCGCUAACCAUAAAAUCAAUCCCAUCUGUCAAGUGGCCGAAUUUUGUUUUAAUUAUUAACUACUAGAUUACAACAUGCGAUUUUUCUUUAGUUUACAAUAUCUCCUAGUUGCGCUUCCUAGCAUUGCCAAGCUAAUAACAGAAUGUUUUCAGAUAAAGGUGUCCGCAUCAGUUCAUACUCUCAGUUUUACAUGGCGCUCGCUGAAUGGCAGUUCUGUUGUGAUCGUUUCUGAAAUGUGCAACAUUAUUUUGGUCAUACUUGAAACUGCUGCUGAUCUUAAUGUUUGUGUGAACUUGAGAUGGUUGCAAUAAUGAUUAUGCACUAAUGCAUUCAGUUUGUUUUCUUGAGGCUUAACACAAUGGUGCAAUUGUUGACAUUUUCCAUUUCAAGGCUGUUGUGAUUGGGUUUAGGGGGUUAGUGAGUCUUUGUGCUGUAAGAAUGGCGUUCUCUCAGGAGAGGACCCGAACUAAAAGGAAAAAACUGUGUCGUCUUGAAAUUGAAGUGUCCUUUUAAGUGCUUUCCAUAUCCAGGCCAGAGGAUUUGGAGAGCUGCACAUGUACUGAUGAUGAUGUAUAGAAGUCAAGCUGGACUCUGACCCGCUUCCAACUAGAAAUAUAUGUCAAUUUGAGCUCCUGGGAAAUUAAAAAAAAAAACGUGUCUUUUUUUGGAGCUGAUAAUCUCAUGUAUCACUUUGAAUCUAACAUUAUGGGGUUUCACUUUGCCCUUGUCAUUAUUUGUUGCAAUUAGUGAUCCUCACAUUGAUAUUUGUAGACGAAUGAGUGUUUAUCAGAUGAGCUGUGGGGAAUCAAGAAGUCGUUCUGUCAAAUGCCAGUCAAGUCUAUUUAGUUACACAUGUUUCAGAGAUAUAUCUGUUUCUGUAAUGUGAAUAUUGGCUAUUAACUUUGACAUUUAUUUCACAACGUGCUUCUAAUAUUGAUUGAUAAGAAAAGGAAGUGAUUAUUACUGAUUGAACUGACAUGUGAUGCAUUCUGUUCAUUGAAAAGUUAGGAAGUGUAAAGCUGACCUCUUCUCUGGAAAGUAAAAUCGAUUAUUCAGAGCAUCGUAAUGAAACCAACGUUGCCAUUUUUGAAAAACUUGUAUAAGUUAUAGGCUAAGUUAUUAUUAAAGUUACAUUUGUAUGUUCACAUUAAA